Rhipicephalus sanguineus (brown dog tick) is the source of this 886-nucleotide messenger RNA. RefSeq lists its product as uncharacterized. Bases 249 to 674 code for a protein of 141 amino acids. Lineage: Eukaryota; Metazoa; Arthropoda; Arachnida; Ixodida; Ixodidae. The record is from RefSeq and is a predicted model, not a curated record. The transcript has 2 exons.
CGGCCGCUGUUUGGCAGAGUCCCACGAAGUCGCGCACAGUAAACGACAACACCGCAGCUGCCAGCGAAAGGCUCACAGCUGCCUCUCUUCCGGACCGUGUCCCAGCUUGAAUCCGAUGAGUGCUCCUCACCCGGCGGCAGAGCAGCGGCGCAUGCGAAUCGGCCUUCGCAUCCACGGACCCUGCAUUGGGACCAGCAUUCGCAACGCACGGAACCCGGGGGGCUGAGCAAGGCACAGCGGCUGCGGACAUGAACAUCCGCAAGGGCGUCAUGACGGAGUACAAGCAUGAAUCUCGGAGACCGUCGCACGACGCCUCUCGCGAAAACGUCGCCUUCUGCAACGGCCACACCCGAAAGGACCGGUCUCCAGAAGCAGCGAACUACCAGCAGGCCUUCAGUAACGGCAUCGCGUGUCACGCAGCCGAGGAUGGCUCGAGGAGGGCAAGCGUCGUGUGCUACAGGGACGGCGAGGAAUGCGUCUUCCGGAAAGGCAUCUGUUACUCGGAGAACUGCGCAGGCGUAACCGACGAGAACCUGAACGAGUCCAGUGCAGCGCGUCUCAAGCCGGACGACGACUGCCCUACCAGGAGAAGCGCUCCUUUGCGGCGUCUAGCGAAGAGUCGUUGCUCAGCAUUUUCAAGCAAGCGGCUGUGCCGUUCUUCCUCGGCGGUCUAGGCACGGUGUUUGCGGGACUUAUUCUCGACACGGUUCAGUUCUGGCCCCCGUUCGAGCACGUAACGGAGCUGUUCAUCGUGGUGCCUCCGCUUCUAGGCCUUAAGGGCAACCUGGAGAUGACGCUAGCGGCGAGGCUGUCGACGCAAGCCAACCUUGGUAACAUGGACACGCCAAGGAAAGUGUGGGACAUUGCGGUUGGCAACAUGGCACUC